Messenger RNA from Seriola aureovittata, 2920 nucleotides. It is a transcript of the gene galr2b, whose product is annotated as galanin receptor 2b. The record is from RefSeq and is a predicted model, not a curated record. Gene Ontology annotation, molecular function: G protein-coupled receptor activity. Gene Ontology annotation, cellular component: membrane. The coding region runs from base 179 to 1315 and encodes 378 amino acids. NCBI's taxonomy places the organism in Eukaryota, Metazoa, Chordata, Actinopteri, Carangiformes, Carangidae. Gene Ontology annotation, biological process: G protein-coupled receptor signaling pathway. The transcript has 3 exons.
AGUUAGAUACCAGCAACACAAGCAGAUAGCGUAGCUUGCUGUGGAAGAGCAGAGGCUUCGGUGAAAAGAAGAGCAUGAGCAUCUUCACAGAGCAGCUCUGCUGGGAGUGUUGUUCCUAAUCUGAGCAGAACGCUGAAGCUUUGGAUACUGUCCAUCAUCAUAAGCCCGACUUGCAAAAAUGUCUGAUUUUGAGGAUUUCAGCAGGCCAGGAGGGCAGGCAAACGUGUCCGAGAGCUACCAGCUGAACCCCACCAGCGUGAUCGUGUCGGUGGUCUUCUCCCUCAUCUUCCUGUUGGGCACCAUCGGCAACAGCCUGGUGCUGGCCGUGCUGCUGCGGAGCGGACAGGUCGGAUACAACACGACCAACCUGUUCAUACUCAACCUGAGCGUGGCCGACUUCUUCUUCAUCAUCUUCUGCGUCCCUUUCCAAGCCACCAUCUACUCCCUGGAGGGAUGGGUGUUCGGUUCCUUCAUGUGCAAAGUGGUGCACUUCUUCAUCAACCUCACCAUGUACGCCAGCAGCUUCACACUCGCCGCUGUCUCUGUUGACAGGUAUCUGGCCAUUCGCUACCCACUCCGCUCCAGGGAGCUGCGAACCCCUUGUAAUGCAGUGGUUGCCAUGGUGAUCAUCUGGGGUCUUUCCCUGGUGUUUGCCGGCCCGUAUCUCAGCUACUACGACCUGAUUGAUUACGACAACAGUACUGUGUGUAUCCCCGGCUGGGAGGAGCAGAACCGCAAGGUGCUGGACACGUGCACCUUCCUGUUCGGCUACGUCAUCCCCGUGCUGAUAGUGAGCCUCUCGUACACUCGAACCAUAAAGUACCUGUGGACGGCCGUCGACCCUCUGGACGGCAUGUCGGAAUCCAAGAGGGCCAAACGCAAAGUCACCAAAAUGAUCAUCAUUGUCACCGUGCUUUUCUGUAUAUGCUGGCUGCCGUACCAUGUGGUGAUCCUGUGCUACCUCUACGGAGACUUCCCUUUCAAUCAGACCACGUACGCCUUCAGGCUUCUCUCUCACUGCAUGGCCUACGCCAACUCCUGUGUCAACCCUAUCGUGUACGCUCUGGUGUCCAAGCACUUUCGCAAAGGCUUCAAGAAAGUGUUCAGCUGCAUCCUCAGUAAAAAAAGGAGAAAUAAGGUUCAUGUAGUUCACGUGGCCAACACGGUGCCUGGGUUUGAAGCAGGCUCCACAGAGGUGUCUCAGAUGAAUGAGGAGAACGUACGACAGAAUGAAUGUGAAAUGAUUAACAGGCCGAUCGCAGAGCCAAGAGAAGCCACAGUGACACUGAAUUUGCCCUUUCAGCGGCAGACUUGACGAGUGAUUCAGCGUCGCUGACAGGCUUAGUACAGAUUGCCUUUUGUAGAAGACAUUGCAGCAAAUAUUUUAAAAGAAAUGUGUAAACCUCUAAAUCAUGAUAUUCACAUUUUUGGUGGCAAAUGAAUACUACAAAAAAAAAAGGAAGGUUUUAAGGAGAAAGUGAAAAUUUGUUUCCACCAUUUGCCUUAACCAUGGCUUGCACUUUGAUAUUUUUUUGCAGUAUCUGAGAAUCCACAUUGUUCUAGCACUUUUUCACAGCAUCACAGAAUGUGUCUCCCAAAUAGUCCCGAAGAUGUUCACAGGUUGGCAAAUGUGGAGGAAAAUCCACGCAAAUCAGCAGCAUUUGCUGUUCAUCUGACUUCAAACAGGUCGAUGCAGGUUUAGGGUAACUGUACAGCUCAUGUUCAUAAGCCAGACAUUCCACUGCAAGGCUGUGUGCAUCUCCACCAAUGUGAAGUCACCAUCGACUGGCCAGUCGUCACCACACCUCCUCUCCAACACCGUGGCUAACCGUAGGUUAAUUGAUCCGUUGCUUCAGUCUCUCAUGUGCCCCCCCCCCCCCCCCACACACAUAAGUUCAACUGCAACUGUAAACUUCAAACUCUGAUUAAACGUCUGUGACUACUUUUCAAUCUGCUAGUCCGUCAAUAAGGUUGUUUAUCAAAGCGGAGCAGGGUGUUUCUCUUAGUUUCUGUUUGUUUUGUGUCUUGCAUGCAGAUGCUGUUCUGUCUUGCCAAGAUAUUACUGGUAUAUUUGAAUAAUGUAUAUUUUAACUUGAAAACACUUUCAGAAAAUUGUUUGCAAACAUUAUAUUCAGUUACACUUCAAAUUCAUACCAGCAUUUAAAACGUCAAAACCUGGACUGAAUCCAUUCUGGUGUACGAGGUUCAAGAAUCAGGUGUGAAAAGGUCUGAAUUUAGUAAAAAGAAGUUUUAUUUGUUCUUGAUAAAUGACAAACAGUUAUUGGUAGAAGACUUGAGUCUUUUUGGACCCCACAUGAAAACUGGAAGCAUUUUCUUUCUUUACUUGUAUUUUGCACUGAUUGUGUUCAUGGCAUGUUUCUCUUUGGUGUAAAACAUUAUAUAUUUAAAUGAAUAUGUUUAUCAGUGAGUGCACCUGAACAUUUAAGAGUUGUGUAUUAUAUUUAAAAAAUGUGUAUUUUGUGUAUUUAAAACUUUAAAAGCUGUGACAUAAUUAUGAUAAUUUCUCUCUCCAGAUGAAAGCAGAUCCUCAGUAUCUCUCUCUCUCUCUCUUUGUGUGUUUUGCUGUAAGCUUGUGUCCUACCUCAGAGCUGUAAAAAGAAAAAUCUUAGCCUCUUAGUUGUUUUUCUCUUCUGAUUGCAUAAGAUGCAAUUUUCCUCCUGAGAGACUCAUUUCCAAACACAACCUUCUUCUCUGCACUGACCAAUUUUCCUCCAGUGUGUUUACUGUGCCCUGUGCAUCUACUGUACUUAUAUAGUCUUUGUUUCUCUGUUUGUUCUGUUUCAUCAUGUAAAGAUUCAUCACGUAAGCAGCCUGUCGAUUUUAAGAAUAUAUCAAAAACUGUUUAAGACCACACUGUAAUACACAUUUUACUGACCAAAUAAAAUAUUUUCUGCUGUGA